Molecule: messenger RNA, 2277 nt
Organism: Hemiscyllium ocellatum (epaulette shark)
Lineage: Eukaryota; Metazoa; Chordata; Chondrichthyes; Orectolobiformes; Hemiscylliidae
Product: 5' exonuclease Apollo-like
Exons: 5
Coding region: 220-1995 (591 amino acids)
Biological process (GO): double-strand break repair via nonhomologous end joining; interstrand cross-link repair; protection from non-homologous end joining at telomere
Molecular function (GO): damaged DNA binding; 5'-3' DNA exonuclease activity
Source: RefSeq, a predicted model, not a curated record
UUCAUGAGGAUGUCCGUUUUUGAAUUCAGUGACGGUUAAAGUGAGGUGGGAAUCCAGGAGAUUGGCUGUUAAUUUUAACGUUACCACACCGCCCAGACUUCUGGUCCGAAAGAAAUAUUCAAGUGAUUGGAAAGUAGCCCUUAUCAAUUUUCAUCUGAGUGUGACGGACAAACGGCCUGCACACACCCAAAGAUGCCGACUGUUCACAAAUAGCGAGCAAUGAAUGGAACUUUGAUCCCAAAUACUCCGUUUGCUGUUGAUUUCUGGCAGGUUCGGAAGUGCAGCCAUGUCCGUUUUUUCUUUCUGUCCCACUUGCACAGUGAUCAUACAUCAGGUCUCUCCUCCACCUGGAGCAGACCAAUAUAUUGCUCUCCCAUAACUGCCAAGUUGUUGCAUUGGAAGUUUCAGGUGGAUGAAAUCUGGAUCCACCCAUUGGAGUUAGGGGAGAGUCACCUCCUAUAUCUUGAUGAAUUUGGGAAAGAGACAAUGACUGUGACAUUGAUUGACAGCAAUCACUGCCCUGGCUCCGUCAUGUUUCUCUUUGAAGGUUAUUUUGGCAUAGUUCUGUAUACAGCGGAUUUCCGUUACACACCUGUGAUGUUCACCCAUCCACCACUGAACACAGAAAGAAGGAUAGAUCUCCUGUAUCUAGACAAUACAAACUGUGACCCCGAAUCCAUGGUGCCUUCCCGUCAAGAAGCUACUGAUGAGAUCAAAGCAAUAAUCAACGCUCACCCGGAGCACAAUGUAGUCAUUGGUCUGUAUAACUUGGGCAAAGAAUCAUUAUUAAUAGAAUUGGCUAUGAUAUUUAAAACUUGGAUUGUGGUGAGUCCUCGGAGACUUCAGAUGUUUCAGCUUUUGGGACUGUGCAAUGUCUUCACUUCAGAGGUGGGAGCCGGAAGAAUCCAAGUCGUAGACCAGAAUGAAAUUAAUCGAUUCAACAUGGUCAAAUGGAGUCAAAUGUGCCCUACAAUUGCUAUUAUCCCCACAAGCCGAAAAAUAAGAGUCUGCCACAAAGAUGUACAUGUGGUUCCCUAUUCAGAUCACUCCUCGUUUCAGGAAUUGCAAGAGUUUGUGGCCAGAUUGAAACCUUGUACUAUUAUCCCUGUGGUGAAAACGAAGGCAUGUGAGGCAUACUUCUGUCAAUACCUCAGUCCAAUUGAUGAUUUAAAGCAAAUCCAAGUUCCAGAAACACUAAAAGAAUGUAUGCAGAAGAAGGCAAAAUGCAAGAAAAUGCUCAUUCACCCGAAUACAAGACUAAGAUCUCUGGUUAUUCCGAAGGGUGUCAUGUUUGAGUCACUAGAAAAACUGCAGCAAGACUACACCAGUAAAAACAAAUUGUGUAUAGAAAGAUCAAGUUCUGACAGCAAUAAGGAGACGUUCCAAAAUAAUGACAAAAUACUGGUACCACCAAAGCAAGUCUGGCAAGACUUGACUGAAGACAGCAAUCUGAGUGCAGGGAAGAGUAUUGAUAUUAAGGAUAAAUUGUAUGAAGAAAAUAUCAACAGAAUUCAAGUGCCAAUGAAACGAAAAAUAAGAGUUCCCUUAUUCAAAGAGCAGAAAUCCAAAGUUCCUUUAUUUGGGAUACCUGUAAGGGCAAGACAGGCUUCUUUGCUGAACUGGUACCAAGAAGGGAAAUCUGCACAUCAUCAUUUAGCAAAGCAACCAACGAGAAACAGCAAUCCAAAACAUCACCUGUCUCAUAGGCUAUCACCACUUAAUGCAAGCACAUCAUUGACAGCAAACGGGCCUUCUUUGCCAUCAGAUACUUGUGUGGGACAAGAGAAUGGAGAGCAACAUAAAUUUGAACAAAUUGUGUCUGUUUCCAUUUCACAUGCUGGCAAGACCUGCAAAAGAAAACAAAGUUUAACUGGUGAAAACUGUAUGACUUCAGUGCAGAGUUGGUGUUAUGCCAGUCUGAAAUCUUUUGAUGCUAUUGUUGAACAAUAUUUUAAGAGAAAGAGUAAAACACUUAUGAAAAAUACAGUGCAUUAGAAUGUCAUAGGCGAUUGGUAUGACAUGAAUGUAUGAUAUUUUUCCAGGAAUCCUGCAACUUGGUAAUUUGCAUAAGGGCAUUUAUUCUUGUUCCCAAAUGCCCAUUAUGCAGGUUCUCAUUUCGUGGGUUAUUUCCAAUAGUUUGUGGGCUCUGAUAGUGCAAAUAUACGAAACUGGUUAAAACUUUUGAAACACAUUAGCAAAUGCAGCAAAGCUCAGCACUUGCAAAUUGUUCUUCCACUCCACUUUGAUUCUUGGUCAUCAAAGUAGAAGAUAAUGUUU